AGGAAGAAGAAGAGCAGUUGACCCGGAAGUGAGCCUCACGUGUUUUCCUUCAUUUCUCCAUGCGUGUUGUGCUGUAGAACCAGACAGGAGCUCAUCUAUCCGCGCAGCAGAUUAAACCCAGUGUUCCGAGGAGACAGCCCCCCCGACCAGGUCGCCAUGUCCUCCUACACCUGCAUCAGCUGCAGAGUGGCGUUCACGGACGGCGAGGUGCAGCGGGCACACUACAAAACCGACUGGCACCGCUACAACCUGAAGCGCAAGGUGGCCGACAUGCCACCGGUCACCGCGGAAAACUUCCAGGAUCGUGUCCUGGCUCAGCGGGUGGCCGCCGAGAAGCAGCUGAGUGACACGGCCGCCACCGAGGGCUGCGCCGUCUGCAGCAAGAAGUUCUCCAGCACCAACGCCUACCAGAACCACCUGCAGUCCCACAAACACCAGCAGGCGGAGAAGCAGGCGCUGCUCGCCGCCCAGAGGAAGGUGGACAAGAUGAACGAGAAGAACCUGGAGAAGGGACUCGGCGAGGAGAAGGUGGAUCGCGAUGCCAGGAACGAGGCGCUGCAGCAGGUGCUGAAAGACCAGCAGCGGCCGAGUCCUGCGGCGCAGGGAGCGAAGAAGCCAAGGACGGCGGAGCAGCUGGAGACACCUCCGAGGCUGAUGUGGCUGGAGGAGCAAGCCAAGAGGAGGGAGAAGGAAAAUGGAGCUGCAGCUGUGGAAGAAGAGUGGGAGGACGUCGACGGGGAGGACGAUGAUGAUGUUAUGGAGGAAGAGGAGGAGGAGGAAGAAGAAGAAGAAGAGGAUGAGACGACGAUGGAUCAGGAGGAGGGAGACUCUGCUGCCGGCUCUGCCCCCCAUCCAGCUGCUCUGCCGGGAUCCAUCCCCAUCACCGACUGCCUGUUCUGCUCACACCACUCCAAGUCGCUGAUGAAGAACGUCGCCCACAUGACCAGAGUCCACAGCUUCUUCAUCCCCGACCUCGAGUUCCUCGUCGACCUCAAGGGCCUCAUGCGGUACCUCGGAGAGAAGGUGGGAGCGGGGAAUGUGUGUUUGUGGUGUAACGAGAAGGGGCGCUCGUUUUAUUCGGCUGAAGCCGUUCAGAGUCACAUGACCGACAAAAGCCACUGCAAACUUCUGACAGACGGAGACGCUGCUCUGGAGUUUGCAGACUUCUACGACUUCAGGAGCAGCUACCCAGACAGGAAGGAGGGAGAGGAGAUGGACGGAGACGAGCUUCCUGACGACAAGAACAUCGAGUACGACGAUGAAAUGCUGGAGCUCACGCUGCCUUCAGGCGCUAAGAUCGGACACCGCUCUCUCCUGAGGUAUUACAAGCAGCGUUUCGGCGCUCAGAAGGCUCUGGUUCUGACCCACAACAAGAACGCCGUCGGCCGAGUCAUGCGGCAGUACAGAGCUCUGGGCUGGGGAGGAGACGGAGGCUCUGGCGCCCUCUACCAGAAGCAGAGGGACAUGCAGUACGUUCAGAUGAUGAAGUCCAAGUGGAUGCUGAAGAUGGGCAUGAACCACAACACCACCAGGCAGAAGCAUUUCAGAUUACAAAUCAUGUUCUAGACUGGGACCGCCGGGAAACAGAUGUGGCGUGGACAUUUUUAGGAUGUCAGCGUUUAUCCAGCACACAAGACUUUUCAGUGCAGCUGCAGGAACGCUGGAUCGUGGCUCAAAACAUCAGUAAAGCUGGGUUGUGUGUGAGCAGGAGAUGCAGUCAGGUUGAUUUAAGGUGUAUUAACUGCAGGAAAAGUGAUUUUGAGGAUUGUUUAGCUUGUAUGAAGAGCAGUUAAUUACAUGUUCAGUCAAAUCUGUAACGCUGUGUGGAAUAUUGUCCAUAACCUGCUUUAAAAAUCAACCCAAGUGCAAAACCAACCCCUUUGUGGAGCUGAAGUGCAUGAAUCACAUUUAUUAAAUACAUCUAAACUAUAUGUGAGUAAAAGCUGCAGUAAAUCAAUAUUAAGAUAAUACUUUGGGCUCUGUUCACUUACAAAACCUCCAUGUUAUUUCAAACAUAUUUAUGAGUCACCGUCCACAAAAUACACCAAACUUAUAAAUGUGGAGAUGAAUACUUCUGACUUGUGAUCUUAAAUCACAUAAUGGGUUCAAUUUCCUGAUUUUGACUUGCAGUAAUAACUACUUCUACUUGUUUUCUCCAGAACAGGAUGAGUGGAAAGUGAUUUUUUUGGGGGAUCUGACCUUCAAAAAAGUCUGAAUUCUGGGGGCGAAAAAUUCAGGCUUUUUUUUCUUAUAAUUCUUGGAAAGAAGAAUCCUUUUUUGGAAUUCUGAGCAAACAAUUUGGAAUUUAGAGAAACACAUCUGCACUUUGUGAAAGGGUCUGAAAUCUUAAAAUGGGAAGUAUGGGGGAACAAAGUGAACAUUUCGGGAACAUUUUUGGAAUUUUGAGGAAAGUCAGAAUUCUGGGGCGGUAAAAAAAAAUAGAAAAAAGUUUCAACUCUGAAAAAAGUCAGAAUUCUGGCUUUGUUCUUAAAAUCGGUAGAAAGAAGAAUCCUGCCUUUUUUUUGGAGAAAAAUAUUCAGUAUUCUUAGAAAAAAAUCUGAAUUCUGAGGAAAUCUGAAAAGGGGAAGUCGGAGGAAAAAUAAAUCUGAAUUCUGGGAAGAAAGUCGGAAUUCAAAGACAAAAUCAGCUCUGCAUUUAUUUCACUUGAACUAAAGCGAAGGAUUUCUGCUCCUCUUCUUCAUUGCUGUGGUGUACUUCAGCUGCGUCAGAUUUGUGAAUGACUGAAUGCUGAUGUCAUGGGAAGCUGAGCAGGAUGCUGAGCCACCACACCAUCACUUUAACGAGCACCCCCCCUCCAUCGGUGUGUGGUGCUCCACUUUAUCUCUGGCCAGCUCUCCACUUCCUCUGGCAGAGUGUUUGUGGCGUGAUGCGUUCAGGGUUUAUGGCUCUCUGCCCGUACAGUAUGAGUACACAGUAAAAACAGAGGAGUGGGGGAGGGGGGGGCUGCAGACAGGCGGACGGCGAGGAGGAGAAUAAUUGAUCCUGACGAGAGGCAUUAAUUCUGCUGAAGUCAUUGGGGGAGGGGAGGGUGCUGACUAUUUCGGACACUAUCUGAUUUGAUUUGCUCUCUUCAAAUAUCGAUUAUGUUCCAAACCAGUCUGAAUAUUAGAAAUCAACCCAUCUGGAUAUUAGUAUCCCAUCAGGCUACCAGUAAGUGACUGUGCUGGGUUGGAAACAUUUCAACAAAUAUUAAUGAAAAUUAGCAAUUUUUUAACAACAUUUUGAUAUUCAAACAACUUUUAAUGCAACAAUGAUAACCUUGAUGUAUGUCAACAACUUUAUGGAGAGACUUAUCUUAAAAUGUGUUAAAGAUCCCUUAAUGAAACCUCCCUUAGUCUCAUUCAACAGAGGGUCGAUGUUUUUCCUGUCAAAAACUCACAUUUCAUUUCACAUUUAUCAGCAUAUUUAAUACGCUUUGUUUCUCAAACCAAGUCCAGCUGUAGCAGACCUGAAAGCUGAAAAUAAAUGAACCAAUAAGUAAAAUAUCUGUGGAGUUGGAGUUUAUUUCUGCUUCUAACUUCAACCUGAAUUCCUGCGAUAGAAAGGGAAAGGUCAAAUCAUCUCAAAGUGAAUUCAGAGACUCCUCCCCCCCCUGCAGGGCCCCGGGGACCUGGUUAUUGAUCGGGCCCUCGUAGGUAGUGAUUGGACGUGAGUGGAUAAUUUCUCUGCUGCAUUAGAGUCCAUUACUGCCCCCCCGCUCCCCGGAAACACAGACAUCCUCAAAGAAAAGAGAUUCUUCUUGGAAAAGCUCUGACAAACGAUUCACCGCACUCUGAGACUCCUCAGAAUUUCCCAUCAGAGACCAGACCAUGGGAAUAAUUCACACUCUGACUUAUCCUUUCUUUUUAAAGUCCCAGAGCCAUUCCUCACAAUACAUUGAAGUAUGAGCUGAAUAAAAUGUAAUAUUCAAAAUGAAUCCUGUGCACCUAACAGAUGAAUGAGACGUCACAAUGAACACAAAAUAUUAUUACUUUAAAAACCUCCAACAGGAAAAGGAUGACAUUUGAAUUGCCAUAAUUGAGGUCAUAAGAGUUCAAUUACAAGCAGCCGCUGUAAGAUAAUUAAAGCAAUCAGUGAUGUCGUUGUAAGCACAUACAUAUGUUUAUUAAAUGUUUGAUGUGAAAUUAAGCUAAAA
Molecule: messenger RNA, 4156 nt
Organism: Eleginops maclovinus (Patagonian blennie)
Lineage: Eukaryota; Metazoa; Chordata; Actinopteri; Perciformes; Eleginopidae
Gene: znf622
Product: zinc finger protein 622
Exons: 7
Coding region: 157-1566 (469 amino acids)
Biological process (GO): ribosomal large subunit biogenesis
Cellular component (GO): preribosome, large subunit precursor
Molecular function (GO): nucleic acid binding; zinc ion binding
Source: RefSeq, a predicted model, not a curated record